Messenger RNA from Arctia plantaginis, 348 nucleotides. NCBI's taxonomy places the organism in Eukaryota, Metazoa, Arthropoda, Insecta, Lepidoptera, Erebidae. The record is from the annotation of a GenBank genome assembly.
AUGAAGUAUACUCUCGUAGUGAUUCUAGUGGUGUUUACAACACAAGUAACAUCAAAGGUUCCAAACUUAUACAAACCUUCAGAAAAACAACUCCGAAUCGUAUUUCCUGACGAAUACGACGUUAUUAAACUUACGAAACCUAGAACAGAGAAAAUUAAGGAUACACCAACAAGUUGUAAAAAUAAAACGUGUAGUUUAGAAGAAAUAUACGACAUCUUUGGAAUUGAUCCGACUCCGAUAGAAAUCACUUUAAAAUUGAAAAAAUCAGAAGACCGAAUAGCGUUGGCUGGCGACGAAUGCGCCGCAGGUUCUGUAAAAGUCAAGGGAAUAUGCAUUGAAGAGGAUUAA